AUGUCAGUAUUGAGUCUCAUGCCAGAAGUCAAAAGUAAAGAUUUAAGAAAAGAAUCCGUUGAGAGCGUCUACAGCAGCAACUCCCGCUUGAACCUGCUUAGCAAAAGGAAGCGCAUGGUUCCACUAACUAUUGAAAUGUCGAGCCACUCGAUGGGAAAAGGCGACCGCUAUGUGACCCAGCGAGUGCUUUCUGCGAAGACGCAUCGAGUGAAGCAGCUGCAGAAUCAGCUGGCUGACGCGCACUAUCAUUUGCAGGAGCUCAGUAAUGAGAAUCGGGUUUUACGUGCCUUACAAAAAAAACAAGAAAUCGCUCUACAAAGGUACGAGAAUUCGAACGCUGAACUUCCUCAAAUUCUAAAUUCACACAACGAGGAGAUGCGGGUGCAGCAGAGCAAGUACAAGCAGCUGAAACAGCAGCAUAAAGAGACGGCGAUGCGGCUCAAGGAGCGCGACAUGCAGCUUCAACAGCUGAGGGAUGAACACCAGCAUUUGUUGGAAUUAAGCAAGGACAAAAACCUUCUCGAACGAGAGAAGCUUCAAGCCCAAGUCAACGAGCUCACAGCGAAAGUGCAACAGCAAAAUGAAACUAUAAGUAUGCUGCAGCGUAGGAUCGCGCUCGAAGCCAAGAACUUCAAGCAUCAGCUGCAAAAUGAGAUCAACAAGCACAAGGACACGAGGCACGAUCUGGACUUGGCUAUUAACAAUGCUGAUAAGCUAUCUACUAUUAUUGAGAUAAAAGAAAAAAUGCUGAGUACAGUCGCCAGCCGUGGUGUUAAGUCUCCUGUAAAAACAAGCUCGGUAAUGAGCACAAUGCGUCCUGCAAGCAAAACCAGCAAAACCGUUCAGGAAUCUAAUGCUUACAAAUCCGGUGAUAUGCGUCAAAAUGUUGAUCAAAAUAUUAUUGCAAAAUUAUGUGAGAACUCUCGUUCUAUUAGCAGCGCGUUUUCACACGAAGAAGAAACCAGUUCUUCAACUGAAUCUCGUUCUCGUUACGUUCGAAGUGGUACUAAUUCUAGCAGUACACGCUCUACACCUAAUCCUACUAGUAAGAGCUCUAAAGCAUCCGAUAAUAUUUUAGAACUUGCUAAGACUGUUCAAGAUGGAAUGGCAGAUUUAGCGAUAUCAGAUGAAGAUAAUGCGCUUCGGAAUUGUUCACCAGAUGAAAUGCAGAAGAAAUUGGAAAUCCUAAAGGCGGAUCUGCUCAACAAAAUCAAGAAUAACGAAGAACCAAUGUCAAGAAGGAAUAGUGCUCUAAGAAGGAAAUCUACUGAGGAGUCUAUUGAAGAACAAAUAGAAGCAGAAGUAGAAAUUGAGCGACCUAAAUCCAGAGCUCGUAGCUCUAAUGUUUCUUUUCAUAAUAGCGUUACAGUUGAAGAAACCAACACCAACAUUACUAUACACGAUUUCACCAUAAGUGACACAGAUAAAAAACCUAAGCGAGAGAACAGUGGAAUAGAAAGAAAACAUGAAAAACCAAUAGAAGCUUACUGUAAAGACAUCAUGCACAAUCUGGAGAAAAGUAGUAAAGUAAUAGAUAGACACAUAAAACAAUUUAGUAACACUAAGUUUGAAAGUGAUAAAUUAGUUCACCAGUUACAGGCUGUGGACAAAAUAAAUGAACUGGUCAAUUCUAACGUAGAAAUACCCGAUGAGGCGUUGUCCGAAUUGAACAAUAAUUUUAAUAUCCUAACAGACCAAGUUUUAACUGAAGCACCGAUCGCAAGAAAACGAUCAGUGUCCGGUCGAAAGAAUUCUAGGCUUGAACCUAGAACUAGUUUGCUAGGAGAUACGAAUAUGUCAAACCAAGAUUUAUUAGAUGACUUACUGGGGAAGAAAUGA
Molecule: messenger RNA, 1839 nt
Organism: Parnassius apollo (apollo)
Lineage: Eukaryota; Metazoa; Arthropoda; Insecta; Lepidoptera; Papilionidae
Source: the annotation of a GenBank genome assembly